AUGCUUGGGAAUGAUAAGAAGAAGCAUAACGAUGUGAAAAAAUGCUUUUCGACUUAUGUAAAGGGAAGGGUUGAGGCUGCUGGUCUAUUGCCUUUGUUGACAUGCAACCUUCCCUCUGUUGACAAGACCAUGCUAACAACAUUUGUGGAGAGAUGGCAGCCGGAGACAUCCUCUUUCCAUAUGUCAUUUGGGGAGAUGACCAUCACACUGGAUGAUGUUAGUUCUUUGCUACACAUUCCUGUGAAGGGAAAAUUCUUCACUCUCCCAGUCCUGACUCGUGAGGAUGCAGCCAGUGCAUUGCAUAAACAGCUUGGUGUUACACAAGCAAAUGCUGAAGAGGAGAUCCGGAAGUCCUUAAGACCUUAUGCUCGUUACACAUGGUUGUUGAAGGUGGCUGAGAACAUGGCUAAGGAAGGAAAGACCAAGAAAGCUGCUAGAGCCUUCUUGCUGCGUUUGGUGGGCAUGACGAUUUUCUGUGGGAAGACAAACAACAAGGUGAAUGUUGCAUAUUUGGGGAUGUUCAUGGAUUUGGAAAGGGUUGGGGAGUAUGCAUGGGGCGCCAUGGCAUUGGCUUUCCUUUAUGACCAGCUGGAGGACGCCACCAAGGUCUACACUACUAGUCUUGUAGGAUACUUAAAUCUGUUUCAGGCAUGGAUAUUUGAGCACUUCCCUGCUUCAUUGUUUGAUAGAAACCUGAACAGGAAAUACAGUGAGAAAGACCCGCGAGCUUGCAAAUGGGUCACCAAGAGGGGGACUGUGGACCUGCAUGCGAAGAGGCUAAUCCUAGAUGACCUUAGGGAAAACAAUGUUAUAUGGACUCCAUAUGACGGACAUAGAGUGGAUUGGCCCUUUCAGCAGGAGUGUCUUUACAGUGGGUGGAUUCGGCAUUCAGGCAUCAUCCGGCCAUAUCUGCCAGAGCGUGUGUUGAGGCAGUUCCAUAUGCUCUAG
This is a messenger RNA of Lotus japonicus, 948 nucleotides long. Its product is annotated as protein MAINTENANCE OF MERISTEMS-like. The transcript has 2 exons. The record is from RefSeq and is a predicted model, not a curated record. Gene Ontology annotation, biological process: meristem maintenance; meristem development. NCBI's taxonomy places the organism in Eukaryota, Viridiplantae, Streptophyta, Magnoliopsida, Fabales, Fabaceae. Bases 1 to 948 code for a protein of 315 amino acids.